AUGAAGCUGCUGCUGCUGUGUCUGGGGCUGACCCUGGUCUGUGCCCACCAUGAAGAGAACCAUGACGUUGUGACAAGCAACUUUGACAUGUCAAAGAUUUCAGGGGAGUGGCAUAGCACUCUCUUGGCCUCAGACGUGAAGGAAAAGAUUGAAGAACAAGGCAGCUUGAGAAUGUUUGUGGAAUCUAUCCAGGCCUUGGAUAACUCUUCUCUGUUAAUUAGAUGUCAUAAAAAGAUCAAUGGAGAGUGUGCUGAACUGACUUUCAUUUGUGAUGAAACAGAAGAGGAAGGUGUAUAUAGUGCUAUCUUUGAUGGAUACAACGAGUUUCACAUAGUUGAAGCAGACUACAAUGACUAUCUUAUCUUGUAUGCCAUGAAUUCCAAUAAACAGAAAAAAACCCAAGUGAUGGUGCUCCUAGCCCGAAAACCAGAUGUGAGUCCACAAAUCAAGAAAAGGUUUGAGGAACUUUGCAAAGACCGUGGAAUCCCGAAGGAAAACAUUCUGGACUUGACCAAUGUCUACCCCUGUUCCCAUGCCCGAGGGAAUCCCGGAGCCCAGGCCUCCAGUGGCCAGUGAGUGCUUCCUUCCAUGGUCCCCAUAUCAUCCUGUGAGAAGUUCUGUGACCUGAUUUCCAGCACUGUCCUCCAGGAAGGCAUUAUCUCUGAAUCUUCAGCAUCUUCUCAACGUGUCUAGAAAGGACUCAUCAACUCACCAAGAACCAAAGGUUUUCUCCAAAUUUCCAACCUCUUAUGCCAUACCUGGGAGAACUCUACCAUGAACAACACU
Messenger RNA from Phyllostomus hastatus (greater spear-nosed bat), 786 nucleotides. RefSeq names its product lipocalin Can f 6.0101-like. The transcript is spliced from 7 exons. Lineage: Eukaryota; Metazoa; Chordata; Mammalia; Chiroptera; Phyllostomidae. The coding region runs from base 1 to 576 and encodes 191 amino acids. Gene Ontology annotation, molecular function: small molecule binding; odorant binding. The record is from RefSeq and is a predicted model, not a curated record.